This is a messenger RNA of Magnolia sinica, 1318 nucleotides long. RefSeq names its product xyloglucan endotransglucosylase protein 2-like. Gene Ontology annotation, biological process: cell wall biogenesis; xyloglucan metabolic process. The transcript has 5 exons. The record is from RefSeq and is a predicted model, not a curated record. Gene Ontology annotation, cellular component: cell wall; apoplast. The coding region runs from base 135 to 1019 and encodes 294 amino acids. Gene Ontology annotation, molecular function: xyloglucan:xyloglucosyl transferase activity; hydrolase activity, hydrolyzing O-glycosyl compounds. Lineage: Eukaryota; Viridiplantae; Streptophyta; Magnoliopsida; Magnoliales; Magnoliaceae.
CAACCUCUGUCCGUGCACCUUUACACUAGUAUUUAUACCUAAAUCACCACUCUCUUUCCUAUCUCAUACGCCAUCCUUUCUCCAAUUCAAACACUUCCACCAUACAACUCUCCUCUCCUGCUAUUUUGGAAGAAAUGGAUACGUGGGUCCCGUUAUUCAUUUGUAUGGUCAUGUAUGGAGUAUAUGGCUUGACCAUGGGUGCACCACCUAAGAAGCCUGUGGACGUGCAAUUUCAGAAGAACUACAUGCCCACAUGGGCCAGUGACCACAUCAAGUACAUCAAUGGGGGUUCUCAGGUUCGGCUCGUGCUUGAUAAAUACUCAGGGACGGGAUUUCAAUCCAAAGAUUCCUACUUGUCUGGGCAUUUUAGCAUGAAAAUCAAGAUGGUGGGAGGAGAUUCGGCUGGAAUUGUCACUGCUUUCUAUCUUUCUUCUGAGGGGACAGAGCAUGAUGAGAUAGAUUUUGAGUUCUUGGGGAAUAGGACCAAUCAACCGUACAUCCUUCAAACCAACGUCUUCACGGGAGGGAAAGGGAACAGAGAACAAAGGAUCUAUCUGUGGUUUGAUCCAACUAAGCACUACCAUUCCUACUCCAUCCUAUGGAACAUGCAUCAAAUUGUCUUUUUUGUGGAUGACGUCCCAAUCAGAAUAUUCAAGAACAGCAAAGAUGUAGGGGUGAGAUUUCCUUUCAACCAGCCCAUGAAAAUCUACUCCAGCUUAUGGAACGCUGAUGACUGGGCCACCAGGGGAGGACUGGAGAAAACUGAUUGGUCUAAAGCCCCCUUCGUCGCCUCAUACACUUCCUUCCACGUGGACGGCUGCGAUGCCUCUCAAUCGGCGAAAGUGUGCACGACACGUGGACGGAUGUGGUGGGACCAAAAAGCCUUCCAAGAUCUGGAUGGUCCACAAUACAGGAAGCUCAUGUGGGUCCGGAAGAAGUACACCAUUUACAAUUAUUGUGCUGAUAGAUCUAGGUACCUCAGCGUGCCACCUGAGUGUGCUAGAGACAGAGACAUUUAGAGCCCAUUUCUGACAAGUGGGCCUCAUGGUUUGAUGAUCUAGACCGUUGAUCUUAUGGACCCCACUGCAGAUUGGGUUCCACCCAAAACUCUUCCAGAUUUGAAUAUCUUAGACAUCCUAAGUUUGGCCUUUUUUAUAGGCGGUUCCUACUUAAAUCUUGUAUUUGUAGGCCACUGAUCUAAUUGCUAGUGAGACAUCUAGUCUUUCGAUAUUUUUAGUGCCUUUUAGAUAUUUAAGAUGUGUGGUUCACUUCAUCUACAGUUUGGAUUAUAAAGAAUAUUAGUCUUAUUUAAUUUUUA